AUGGAGAGUACUCCCUAUUCUAGUGGGGUUGGAAGCAUCAUGUAUGGCAUGGUUUGUAGUAGACCGGAUUUAUCCUAUGCAAUAAGUGUGGUGAGUCGGUUUAUGGCAAAUUCAGGCCUAGUCCAUUGGCAAGCUUUGAAGUGGGUGUUGAGAUAUUUGAACGGGUCCUUGAAGGAUGGUCUUCGAUACAAGAGAAUCGAUCCGGGAAGGGAUGCUUUAGAGGGAUAUGUAGAUGCCGACUAUGCGGGAAAUGUGGAUACUAGAAAAUCCUUGUCGGGGUUUGUGUUAACUUUGUUUGGAACGGCGGUGACUUGGAAGGCUAAUCAACAAUCAGUUGUAGCUUUGUCGACAACUCAAGAGGAGUAUAUAGCACUUGUGGAAGGUGUGAAGGAAGCCAUAUGGUUGAAAGGUAUGAUUGGCGAAAUGGGGAUUGGUCAAGGUUGUGUGAAGAUACGUUGUGAUAGUCAAAGUGUCAUUCAUUUGGCAAAUCAUCAAGUGUAUCAUGAGAGGACUAAACACAUUGACAUCCGGUUGCACUUUGUGAGAGACAUGAUUGAGACAAAGGAAAUCAUUGUGGAAAAGGUUGCAUCGGAAGAGAAUCUGGCGGACAUGUUCACCAAAUCGUUACCAAGAUCAAGGUUCAAGCAUUGCUUGGACUUGAUUAAUUUUGAAGAGUAG
This is a messenger RNA of Trifolium pratense (red clover), 678 nucleotides long. Its product is annotated as secreted RxLR effector protein 161-like. The record is from RefSeq and is a predicted model, not a curated record. NCBI's taxonomy places the organism in Eukaryota, Viridiplantae, Streptophyta, Magnoliopsida, Fabales, Fabaceae. Bases 1 to 678 code for a protein of 225 amino acids. The transcript has a single exon.